CAAUGGUAUGGCCCCAGCCCCUCCCCAGACCGCAGAGCUGUUCUGGUUAGGGCCCUGGUUUCUGCAGCUCCAGGUGGGCCAGUUCUCUACUCUAGCACCCCCAAGGGUGCCUGGUGGCCACUGUCAAUGCCCCUUGUGGACUGCCUUUACUUUUCUCCCUCCCUUCCAGACACAGGGUACUGAACUUGGUACCCCCGGAGGCUCUUCUGGUUGGCCUCAGGUGCACCCCCUUAGUUACCUUUUGUGACGGGAGUUCCCUUGGGAAGUCAGCGUCUCAAGGACCCACCAGUGAGUCCCAGGAGCCCUGCCAUGUCUAGACACAGAGGAGGAAACCAAGAUGGCUGGCAGUCCCUUGGCCAUGCAGCCUGGGCAGCCAGGCCACUCACUGCGCCCUGGUAAUUGAAGCCAGGAAGGCUGGAGAGUACUGCGGGUUGAACACAAGGUGUCCUUCAUGCUAGGCAAGCGCUCUACCAUUGAGCUAUCCCAGUAGUUCCGACGCUGUGGUCCUGCUGCCCGGUUUAGAAUACGAGCAGUCUCCAUUCCACAGACCUCGGCACCAGACAUCUUCCCUGUUGCCUCUGUGAAAGACCAUCUAUUCCAAGACUGCGGGGGAGAAGGCAGAAGCCAGAAGGUGAAGUGCUUUGCCAGACUCAUACUGGAACCGGGAUUCAGAGUUCCAGAGACUAUGCUUUUCCUCAGACUCACGGACUAAACAAAGCCAAGGAUGACUUCUCGGGAUCAGCUGGUGCAGCAGGUGCUGCGAGAUCUGCAGGAGGCAGUGGAGUCCGAGGGCCUGCAAAGUCUCACCAGUGCCGCCGUGGAGGCCAAGCGGGUCCUGUCUUCCUUCACCCUCCCCAUCUGCCAGAAGGGUGGCCCUGGGCCCCAGGUGCUGGAGGUGGACUCUGUGGCCCUGAGCCUGUACCCAGAGGAUGCCCCUCGGAACAUGCUGCCCCUGGUGUGCAAGGGCGAGGGUAGUCUGCUGUUUGAAGCAGCCAGCAUGCUGUUGUGGGGGCACACCGGUCUCAGCUUGGAGCUGCGGGCCCGCACUGUGGUGGAGAUGCUGUUGCACAGGCACUAUUAUCUCCAGGGCAUGAUCGACUCCAAGGUGAUGCUGCAGGCUGUACGCUACUCCCUGUGCUCCGAAGAGUCCCCCGAGAUGACCAGCCUGUCUUCCGCCACGCUGGAGGCCAUCUUUGAUGCAGAUGUCAAGGCUACGUGCUUCCCUACCAGCUUCUCCAACGUGUGGCACUUGUACGCCCUGGCCUCCAUCCUUCAGCGCAAUAUCUACUCCAUCUACCCCAUGCGCAACGUCAAGAUCCGACCCUAUUUUAACCGCGUUAUCAGGCCUCGCCGCUGCACGCAUGCGACCUCCAUGUUGCACAUCAUGUGGGCUGGCCAGCCCCUCACUAACCACCUCUUCCGCCACCAGUAUUUUGCCCCCGUGGUUGGGUUGGAAGAGGUGGAGGCUGAUGGUACUGCUACCCUGAACCCCACUCCUCCGGUCCUGGGUUCUCUGCGACCACCAGCCGAAACCCUGGAGCUGCUCAACCGGGAACCUGGCCUCAGCUACUCCCACCUCUGUGACCGCUCCGGCAUCACCAAGAGCACCUUCUACCGCUGGCGGCGGCAGACCCAGGAGCACCGGCAGAAGGUGGCCACCCGCUUCUCUGCCAAGCACUUCCUGCAGGACAGCUUCUACCGUGGGGGCCUUGUGCCACUGCAACAGUUCCUGCAGAGAUUCCCUGAGAUCUCCCGUUCUACCUACUAUGCCUGGAAGCAUGAGCUGCUGGGCUCUGGUGCCGAUUCAGCCUUGGUCCCGGCUGCUCCAUCCGGGGAGGCACUGGCUGGGCCAGGGCUGGAGAGCCUGCCAGGGAAGAAGGCUGCUGAGGGACCGGGGCGCUCCUCCCUGGCUGCGGGGGUGUCAAGCCCUAGCGUGCUCUUUAUGCAGCGCGCCAAGUCGUACCUGGAACACUGCAUCUCUCUGAACAAACUGGUACCCUAUCGCUGCUUCAAAUGCAGGUUCCCUGGCAUCUCGAGGUCCACCUACUACAACUGGAGGCGGAAGGCCCUCAGGAGGAGCCCCAGUUUCAAGCUGGCCCCAGACCUUGCAACCGCUGAGUCUCCAACUCCAACAGAUGUUGGGGACAGGGCCCUGCUCCCGUUGAAGGAUGAGGUGGGAGAAGAGGGGACAGGGAAAGCAGGAGGUGGAGGCCCCCCUGUUUCCCAGGGGCUCGUUUCCACAAGGAUGCCCCUGUCCCGUUGGCAGAGGCGACUACGCAGGGCUGCCCGCAAGCAGGUGCUGAGUGGGCACCUGCCUUUCUGUCGCUUCCGCCUCCGCUACCCUAGCCUGUCACCCUCCACUUUUUGGGUAUGGAAAAGUCUUUCCCGGGGAUGGCCCAGGGUGCAGGCCUCCUCUUUGGGCCAAAGGAGGCAGGAGCCAGAUGAAGGGCCGGGGUCUAAUGAGUGGCGGGAGGAGAUGGAAGCCGUUAAGAAGGUAACAUCUGCCGUGGUUCCUCAGGUGGAGACCCUGCCAGGGGUUGCUUCUGCAGAAAACACUCCAGAAGAUGCCCAGGGAGGUCCUUCUCGAGUAGGGCUCAUUCAGGAGACACCUAUGAGCCAGGGCCAACCCCACAGUGGAUUCCUGUCAAGCCAGGCUGUGGCAGCAGCAGCAGGUGGCAGGGAUGGCCAGGUGCUGGUGAUGGACAUGCUUACCACCACCAGGUUCAAGGCCCAAGCCAAGCUGUUCCUGCAGAAGCGCUUCCAAUCCAAGACUUUCCCCUCCUACAAGGAGUUCCAAGCCCUCUUCCCCCUCACUGCCCGCUCCACCUACUACAUGUGGAAGCGGGCCCUCUUUGAAGGCCUCACGCUGGUUGAUGGCUGAUGAAGGGGAGACCUGAGUUGUCCCCUGACUUGGCCAGGAUGCCCUUUACUCUUCUUGUCUUCCAUAAUUUCCCGGUUUGGGAUGGAAAUGUGGAAGUCAGCCACCUAUUCUAACGAAAGCUACAGGAGUGCCGAUGGACUCUUCGGGUGUUGGCUCGUCAUAUAUUUUUUUAUUGUGUUUAGUAUUUUUUUUUUCCAUUAAAGUGGGUUGGCAGGACCCCCUUGCCAGUGGAAGUCACUCAUGAUUGUGCCCAAGCCCUCUGCAGCUUUUCCUGGCCCCACAAAGAGUAUUACAGCAUGGCCAUGUAUCUUCUGUCAGGCAGAAUAUAGCUUUACUUUUUUUAGGGUGAUGUCCUUUUUUCCCCAAAGAUGUCUUCUAAAGAAACAAGAAAAUUGAGUGUGAGGCAGGUGUGUGGCUUUGUCUCCUGCCCCCAGGGGAGAAGGUGCCAGACUCUUCACCAUCAGCAGCAGCAGCUGGACUUCAUAGAACAAACCAUGGUAGCCUCUAAGCUGGGGAAGGCCCCUAGGCACUGGAGACCCUGGAGAGGAAGGAAGGCCUGUUCCCUCUCUUGGGGAAGAGGUCUCUGCCAGUCCUUGCCAGCCUGGCUAGCUGUUGAGUCUCAUCCUUGGCAAGGAGCCACAAGGUUAUAAAGGCUGAUGGGUGGCUGAGUUUUCAUUGUCCAACAGCAAAGUUGGGCAACCAAAGAAAUAAAGUGAUGCCUUGCUCACA
Molecule: messenger RNA, 3610 nt
Organism: Peromyscus eremicus (cactus mouse)
Lineage: Eukaryota; Metazoa; Chordata; Mammalia; Rodentia; Cricetidae
Gene: Vrtn
Product: vertebrae development associated
Exons: 4
Coding region: 725-2881 (718 amino acids)
Biological process (GO): regulation of transcription by RNA polymerase II
Cellular component (GO): chromatin
Source: RefSeq, a predicted model, not a curated record